Molecule: messenger RNA, 333 nt
Organism: Colius striatus (speckled mousebird)
Lineage: Eukaryota; Metazoa; Chordata; Aves; Coliiformes; Coliidae
Gene: CARTPT
Product: CART prepropeptide
Exons: 3
Coding region: 1-333 (110 amino acids)
Biological process (GO): adult feeding behavior; cellular response to starvation; positive regulation of MAPK cascade
Molecular function (GO): neuropeptide hormone activity
Source: RefSeq, a predicted model, not a curated record
AUGGAGAGCUGCCGGGCCCUGGCGCUCUGCGCCGUGGCGGCCGCGCUGCUGCUGAGCGCCCGCGGGCAGGGCCCGGCCCCGCCGCGCCGCGCUCUUGACCUGGGGUCCCCCGGCGGCGGCGCCUCCCGGGAGAAGGAGCUGAUCGAGGCGCUGCAGGAGGUGCUGGAGAAGCUGAAGAGCAAGCGGGUCCCGCACUACGAGAAGAAGUUCGGGCAGGUGCCCAUGUGCGACGCCGGGGAGCAGUGCGCCGUGAGGAAGGGGGCCCGCAUCGGGAAGCUCUGCGACUGCCCCCGGGGGACUUCGUGCAAUUCUUUCCUCCUCAAGUGCCUGUAA